AGAAGUCGGACAGGUUACUAUGUCAAGACUAUUCUGGGUGGUAGCCUGUCUUUACACCUCUGAACAGUGAUGUAUUGGGAGAGAUAUCAAAGGGAGAGGAUAGAUACAAGUAGCUGGAAAUAAGAACUGGUCACUUUAAGAGCAAGGCGCGGGUGGAGCAAAUGUUCAAGCGUUGACCCUUGCUUAUAAAAAGAUAGAGAAACCGCGUUGCUGUGAGCGAAUUAAUUCCCCGAGCGAAUGUUGUCGGAAAAGAUAUAGCACGUGCAAGUUUUGUUGUCGUCAGCAGUCGUCCAAUAACCGGAUAGACCUGCUAGAAUUCGAAGGAGCUACUACACUACGAUACCUCCACUACACAACUGUCUACUUUGAUGGUAUGCCAGCACCUAACAAGGAGACAGGAUGACUACUACUGGUUGGCUGGACUGCAGUAAGCAGAUGGACAGUGUCUCUGUGAGGACUGGGUGCUCUAUGGAUCUACAUGUACAUGUCCUUUAGGAGUAGCCUGCCUUCCCCCAGUCUCUGUCACAGCAUGGCCCGAAACAAGGCUUACUGGGGACAGCCACAUGGCACAAACAGCCUGUGCUUUAGCCUGGAUGCUGACGACGCGAUGGAACACAACUUGAGAGAGCAUCACCAACACCACACAGUGUCCCAGGGCUUUGACAACAAAAUGCCCCAGCCCUACCAUCUACUGUACUCUAGCAGCCAUCCCUUGACCUCUCACUCCACCAGGCCCCGCCCUCCUGAGGGGGACCAGGUGGUCCCCUCCUUCCAGAGACUAUCAGUUUAUGAGCAGAGUCCGUCCUGCGGCCCCAAGCCCCUGCCCCCUCUCCCUGACCCAGAGGAUAACUCUUCAGAUGAGGCGGCAGACAGCGAGGUGGAAUUCUUCAUCGACGAGAGGCAGCACCUACUUCCCCAGCGCUGCUCCACGAAUGCCCUGGCUCUCCACUAUGGAGCCACCGGACGACGAAGCUUCAGGGGCUGUGGCCAGGUCAACUAUGCCUACCUUGAGGGGCCCCCCGGGGCUAGCGGCUCGGCUAAUGGUGGAGCCCAAAGUGGAACCCAGGAGCAGCAGGCCCAGUUUGGGGGACAGAGAGGGCCAGGGCCCGUGGUGGUAGCAGCGAGGGACAUUUCUAGCAAGCAACACGAUCGGCCCCAAUGGUCCAAGUUGCGGCGCUCCCACUCGGGCCCUGCAAGCUCCUUCAAGCCCUCCGGCCUGCGCCAGUCGUGUCACCUUCACCACCACCACCAUGGCAGCUACAGGGGCAACCCCCAGCUGGACAAGCCUGAAGUUCCUCCCCGCAUCCCCAUCCCCCCACGCCCCUCCAAGACUGCCAACUGCCACCGUUGGUCUGUCACCGAGGACCAAGACAAGGACAAGCCACCCAAAGUUCCUCCCAGGAAACCGAUAGCGCCCCCUUGUGGCUCCUGUUGCACCCCUAGUCCCAAGAGCCUCCCUAUAUACGUGAAUGGGGUGAUGCCCCCUACGCAGAGUUUCGCCCCUAACCCCAAAUAUGUCAGCAAGGGCCUCCAGAGGCCACAACAGCAGCAUAGGGAGGGGUCCACUGGGCCUUUGGUGGGGCCACGCUCCCCCUGUAUCGUGCCUAUCAUGGAGGAUGGGAGGAAAGCCAGUGCCACGCACUAUUUCCUCCUACCCCGGCGGCCAUCCUACAUGGACAGGUUAGAAAGGUUCUUGAGGGAGAAGGAGGCAGACAGUGUCCAGCAACACUCCCAGCUCAGAGUGGGGUUGCCAGAACAGGCAGAAACCUCCUGUCAUCAUAUAGAGCUUCAACAUUGCGGAAAGCUUGAAGACUGACCCCCCCACACACUAAUGUGCAUCUUUAAUUAUAGUGGAAAUAGGGUGCCAUUUUGGGACGAACCCUUAGUCAUUCAGUCUAGGGUGCUACCACUAAAACUUUUGCCACCUCAUUUGAUGCAACAAACAAAGCAAAGAUAAACCAUAGAUGCCUGGAGGCUUCGUGUCAGAUCUGUACUGUCACUGUAUUCAAACAGAAAACAGUGUGAUGGAUUGGUAUAAGGUGUUUUUUUGUUGUCCUCUGUGAGUAGUGUUUUGUUAAAUGGUAUGGGUUAACUGAAGACAUGCAAGUGAAACAUUUGUUGUACGUUAUUUUGCUGUUGAAAGACCAAUCUGUUGAGGGAUUCAUUUGAAGGUAUCGGUUUACUAGACAUGUUUAGUUUUAAACUAAUUGAUCUAGGUCUAGUUGGUCCCUACUGAUCAUGGUUAUGUAACAACUAAUGUAAAAUGUUCUACUCAAUGUGGGGAAAGGUCUAUUUAUAAUAUUCAGAGUCUAGGGAGUAUAUACCCACUAAUUAGCUGUUCACAAAAAAUAUGUAUAGAAAUCGUCCCUUUUCAGCCAGAGUCGUAUUAUCUAGUCACCAAAUGGAAGAAAUCCUACUGAAACAGGGAGGGACUACCUGAACUUGUCCAAUAAGAAACAUUCAUUUUUGUUUUCUGUUGGUAAACGCUUUGCUAGUGUGUGCACUGAUGAAUAUGACCCAGUAUGACCAGAGUUGGACGUCACAAAGAUUCCCCCCCUAGUAGGCAUCCUAUUGGAUUACCUGACAGUGGAUGGCCUUGACUCAGAAAUGUUAUAUUUUUAUUCAUUUAGCAGAUGCUCUCAUCCAGGGCAACUUAAAGAUACAUCUUAAGAUAGCUAUGUGGGACAACCACUUAUCCCAGUCAGUCAAUGUUUCCUAAAACAAAGUCAGAGAUAGUAAGAGGGGAAAAGGUGAAGUGAAGGUGUUAGUUCACGAAAAGGCAUUUUUUUGGGGGGGGGGGAUGGCUGUAGACUGUUGUUUUAUUGGCUUUGCUGUACAUCAAAGUUACCCCACAAUCUAUGUGAUUACAUUAAAAGGCCCAAAGCAGCAGUUUUUAUACUAAACAUUUUACUAAACAACUAAACAUUUCACUGUGUCGUGGGUUUGGGUUAAAAGGUGAGUAAAAAAAGAAAGAAAUUCCUUUACAUUGAUGACUUUAAAAAUCCAAUCAGUUUUUUGAGUUGAUAAAACACAGGAAAAACACAGAGCCUUUAACAAUGAAUGGAGAUUGGGUCGCUCCUCCAUUUCGAACAGCUGGUCUGUUUUCAAGUAUUACACAAAGUGGAUGUUGUGGAUUUUUUGAUUCUAUAAAUAAGUCUCUCUCUCAUAAUUGUAUCUACUUUUUUCAUUUAACAUUAUUUAUAUUAUCACAAUUUGGCCAAGUUUAACUCUUGAUUUCACCUCACAGUAUUGUCUUUGUAAAUGUUUUUGAAAAGUGCCUGUAUUAAAGGGAGAUAGAAUGAGGGUGUGAUAUUAGUUGUAAUGGUUGCACUUCCCUGUACAGUCAUUUCCCACCCAAUGAUAAGGUAAAUACUAUUGAUUUAUAUCUGUACUUAAAUUGUUAUGAGUAGGUAGGGCUACUUAAUAUGAUCAAUGCAAUUAACAUGGAAUAUAAUUAAUUAUAGUAUUUUUUAAGGACUGUAUGUAUGGUGACUUUGUAGUUUGUACAAUUGUGUAUUACAGCAUACAUUUAUUUUAAGGGAUAGUGCAUGAGAUUGAUAACCAUCUAGAUUAGCCAAUUUCAUGACUUGAAUUACCAAACUAUAUUAUUUCAAAUGGAUAUGGGGUAUUUACAUCGUUUUUUUGGGGGGGGGGGGCUAUGGUGGUGCUGUAAACGAGAGUUGUUACCUUUCAUUCUGAAGUUCAGAAAACUGUUUACAUGAUAUGAUACUUGUUACAUCAACAGACGUUGAAGUUUUUCCCACAGCAGACAUGGUUACAUUCUGCUUUAAAAAGUGUUGUCAUUUCAUGGGUAGUUCUCUACAGUAUUUAAAAGUGAUUGUGUUGGACAAAAAUGUUGAAUGAUGUAUUCUUAAUCUAUUUAAAUAAAUACCUUAUUUAUUAAAUGUU
Molecule: messenger RNA, 3909 nt
Organism: Oncorhynchus masou masou (cherry salmon)
Lineage: Eukaryota; Metazoa; Chordata; Actinopteri; Salmoniformes; Salmonidae
Product: ERBB receptor feedback inhibitor 1
Exons: 4
Coding region: 479-1816 (445 amino acids)
Biological process (GO): regulation of keratinocyte differentiation; negative regulation of epidermal growth factor receptor signaling pathway
Source: RefSeq, a predicted model, not a curated record